Closterium sp. Naga37s-1 is the source of this 5595-nucleotide messenger RNA. The record is from the annotation of a GenBank genome assembly. Lineage: Eukaryota; Viridiplantae; Streptophyta; Zygnematophyceae; Desmidiales; Closteriaceae.
AUGACGGAGCAGCAGCCCGAACGUAGUACUACUAUACGGCAGCGCCAGCAGCCGCAGCCGCAGCCGCAGCAGCAUUGCCGGGAUGCGAAAGAGCGUCAGAUGCAGCAACGACAGCAGCUGGACGACGCGGCAGCCGUCAAUGCUUCCACGCCGCAUCCCACGGCCAACCCCUCCCGCCGCUCCCCUGCGUGCUCCCCCGGCGACGACGGAACGCAGGUCGCGCGGGACAAUACCAAUACCAAUACCACCACCACCACCACCACCACCACCACCACCACCACCACCACCACCACCACCACCACCACGGCCAAUAAGAGCAGCAGUACCUCUUGCGAUCAGAACCGCCGGCAGCUCCACCGGUUGUCAGGAUCACUAGCAAGCCGGCCUGGCGCAGCGCGCACGUCGGCGGGUUCAGAUCCGGAUCUGGAUGAGCCACCCAAGAAGCGCCACCGUCCGUCCGAUGACUGCGGCGGUGAUCGCGGCGGUGAUCGCGGCGGUGAUCGCGGCGGUGAUCGCGGCGGCGCUCCUGAUGUCGCCGGUCAAGAGCGUGCUGGUGGAGACUCAGCCGCCGCGGCCGCCGCCGUCGCCGCCGCCGCCGUCACUGCUGCACCUGGUACUGGCAGCGCAGCAGCUUCUGGGGCCGCGGCAGUGCGGAUGAUAGCACCUGGGGCAUUCCCUGCUGCUGCGUCUCCCUUCCCCUCCUCCUCCUUCGCUUCCCGCUGGCCCAUCCUCUCCGCACCCUUCGUCGCCGCACACUCUCCUGUGAAAGCUUCUCGUCUGCUCACCACCACUGGUAAAAACGCCCAUUCCUUGCAGCAAAUGCUACCUGCGGCUGGGAUUUCCCGUCCCUCCGCUGCCACCACUGCGAGUGGCGCCACUGCUGCUGAUGCCGCUACAACUGGGGCAGCGGCAGCUGUAGGUGCAGCAGCAGCCAACCUUAUCCCCGCCACAGCAGGAGCGACACGAGCAGGAGCGGCGCCACGGGUGGUGCCGUUGCCGUUACCCGCUCCUGUGGUUCUCGGUGUGCCUGUGCCAUCCUCUGUGAUCCUAGCAAUGUCGCGUGGAGCGACAAAAUCAGCGACAGCCACAGCAGAUCCGUCCACAGCUGAAGCAGCAGCAACUCUAGCAACCGCUGUGUCGGAUGGGCGAGGGAUGGAGUGGGCAGGCGGGGCCGCAUCAGCAGCAGGGGGUUGCGGAGCGAUGCUGACGCCGCUGAAGCGCAAGAGAGGGCGACCAUCUAAAAAGGACCGAGCAGAGCAGUCACGCCUCUUCCUGCAGCAGCAGCAGCGGGAGAAAGCAGCUGCAGCAGCUGUCUCUGCCGCUGCAGCAGCCGCGUUGGGAUCAGCGUCAGCAAGGGCUCUAUCCGCUCGCUUGGGCUUGGCAGGGAGUGCAUCGAUUGCGGGCUAUGCGUCGUCGUUUGCUGACUGCUCCCUUUCAGACUCCAAUGCUGCGGUCCCCUGUUUCCCAUCCCCCGCUGCUGCUCCAGUCAGCGUUUUUACCAACACAAGGUUUCCAGCUGCUGCUACUGCUACUGCUGCUACUGCUGCUACUGCUGCUGCUGCUGCUGCUACUGCUGCUGCUGCUGCUGCUGCUGCUGCUGCUGCUGCUGCUGUUGCUUCUUCUGCUGCCGCCGCCACUGCUGCAGGUGCUGCGGCCGCUACUGCAGGUGGCGCCAGCGCUGCAGCAGCCAACAUGCACCUUCCGUUUGCUGCACUGACGAAAAACCAGUCCGUCUGCUCCCCCACGCCUCCGCACCCUGCAGCACCGCUCACUGCUGCUCCUGACGCCUUUGCCGGGUUGAGAGCGGAAGUGUUUGCGGGCAUGGCCUGUGUGCCUGGCGCAGUGGCGCUAGGCGUUCCCUGUGCUCCGCUGACUGCUGAGAUGCAAGCCUGUGCUGCCAAGGGCUUGUCAGGCGCAGUGCUGGCAAGAAACGCUGGUGGCGCUGGCGCUGGUGGCGUGGGCGGUGGUGGCGCGGGUGCGGACAAGUCAGAGGCUGGGAGUUGCGGUGGCGGGAAUAGCAUAGUUCGAGUCCCUGCAUUGGCUCAUGUGCACAAAGCUGCGAAAGCAGCUCAUGCGGGGGUUGAUAAAGGGCAAAGAAGGGUAACUAACGAGGCUCGUCAGGAGGACAACGAAGGGGUGAAGCAGGGGGUGAAGGGAGGAUAUAAAGCGGGUGGUGAGAGGGCCUUACGGCCUGUUCAAGGGUCUGUGCGGAGUGGGUCUUCAGGCAGUUGUGGUGAGCAGAGAGAGCGGCUAGGCGUGGGUAGCACUGGCGGUGUGAGCAGGAGGAGAAUGGCAGAGGAGGAAGACGAGGAGGAGGAAGAGUAUGGGGAGGAGGAGGAGAAGGAGGAUGAGGAGGAGGCGGAGGAGGAGGAGGCGGAGGAGGAGGAGGAAGGAAAGCAGCAGGAGGAAGAGGAGGUGGAUUCGGGGGGAAGUGGCGAAUUGAGAGAAGCAGCAGCAAAAAGAGGAGCAAGAGGGGGAGGCAAAACGAGACGGGGGACGAAAGCAGGCAAGGCACGAGAGGGCCGUGCAGCACUGACAGCAACAACAACAGCAGCAGCAGCAGCAGCAGCAGCAGCAGCGCCAAAACCGUCGUCAGGUGCUGUGCCUGCGCUGGACUGGAUGUUACUGCAGAUGCGGUCGCGCGUUGCAUUGCCUGUAGAGGCUCUUCAAGAACAGGCGGAUGAAUGCUGCCCUGCCGUGCUGGCGCGAGCGACUUUUGAGGCGCCCCAAACGGUGUUGAAAGCACAGGCGCAUGAACGCCGACCUGCUGUGCUGGGGCGAGUGGGGGAGGGAGUCAGGGAGGGAGGGAGAGGGAGCGGGGAGAGGGCGAGGGAGAUGGAGAAGGAGUGGUGCAGGGAGAGGGACAGGUUGGAGGAGAGUUACGGGAAGAGGGAGGCGGGGAGGAAGGAAAAGAGGGAGUGGGAGAGGACGAUUGGGAGGGAGUGGGACGGGAAGAUGGGGAGAGAGAGUGGGGUGGAGAGAGAAGGGGCGAGUGGAAGGGAGAAAGGGAGUGAUGGUGGGAUGAAGGGGUAUGAGGGGGAGGGGAUGACCAGGCACAGGAGAAAGAGCAGGCGGGUUUGUGGGGGGAAGGAAACUGGAGAAGCCAGGGAAGGAUUGGAUGAUGAGGCGGCAAGAGAACAGGGAGAGAGGCGUAGUGGGGACCAGUGGAGAGGAGCUGAGAGGCGGAUGCAGAGGAGGAGUAGAGAGGUGGAGAGUGUUGGGGAUUAUGGCCUGGAUGCUGGUGCUGCUGCUGCCACUGCUGUUGCUGCUGCUGGUGCUGGUGCUGUUGCUGCUACUCCUUGUCCAUUCAUCUCGCCCCAUCCUGUCGCUCCUGCCUCUAUUGCUGCGGCUGCCAUCGCAGCAGCGGCAGCAGAGGCAGCAGAAGCAGAAGCCAAGGCCUUUCCCCUGUCGUUCUUCCCAGCAGCACGCAGUGCAGCCGCUUCUGUGUCUGCCUCUCUCUCUGUCAACGGUCGCCCCGCGCCUCCUCCUCCCCCUCCUCCGCCACCGCCCCCUCCUGCUCAUGUUCCUGCUCCCCCUCCCGCUUCUGCUCUUCCGGCUGCUCCUCCUGCUUUUCCUCACCCUAUUUUUCACAGCACAGCCUCGCCCUCCUUCUUUGGUUCGUCUGCCACUGCUGCUGCCGCUGUAGCAGCAGCUGCUGCUGCAACAGCUAGCACCUACGGACUUCAGCAGCACAACCCAGUCCUGCCUUUCCUCUCCCCUUCUCUUCUCCAGCAACACCCGUCACUUUUCUCCUCCUGGCCUGCGCCUGUUUCCGCUGCGCCGUACCAGUCUUCUGCUUGGUGUGAGGUAUUCAAAGCAGCGGCAGCAGCAGCUGCUGCUGCGUCGGCAGCAGGGGCAUGGGGGGGAGCAGGUGUGGGUGGGGCAGGGGUCCAUGACCCUCCCAUCCACCCGGCACUUAUGAGGCAGGCGUUGCUGCGUAGCUGGACUGCUGCCAACAACUCUCCUGCUGCUGCUGCUGCUGCUGCUGCUGCUGCUGCUGCUGGGCUGAACGCAUGGAACAGCAGCGACAACGCUGGUGGUAAUGCGUUGGGAGGGGUGGGGAGAGCGGUGGAGACAGGAGGGACGAGGCCUGAAAGAUGGCUGGGGGGAGCUGAGGAAGAGGGGGGGCACGUUAGAGAGGAGUGGAGUGAGGAGGAGGAGGAGGAGGAGGAGGAGGAGGAGGAGGGGGGGGGAGGAGGAGUUAGAGGAAACGGAGGGAGAGGCGUGGCAGCAGCACAGGACCGCGUGUGGACUGGUGCUCGGUUCAACAGUGCCAGGCCUGCUUCCAUCACCCGUGGAUCUGCAGCGGUGGCUGGAGCCGCACUUCAGUCUCAUGUGAACCGCCUCACCACUGACAAUCCUGCUGCUGCUGCUGCUGCUGCUCCUCCUCCUCCUGCUCCGCCUGCUGCUGCCUCUGCUCUGCCUGCCGCUGCGAGUGAGCGUAGGAACAGCCUGCCCGCCCAAGGGGUACUUUCGUUCCUGGGAGACGCCUCGGCGCUUGCACCUGUCGCAGGCGCGGCAAAGGGAGAGCAGCAGCGGGUGGCUGCACCCCCGCGGUCGCUGCAGCGGUGGGGCUUUAGUGGAGUAGUCCAGGAGAUGGAGAGCUGCUGGGUGGGAGGGGAUGAUGGCUAUGCGCAGAGGAAACUCUUGGACGAGAGGACAGCAGAGGUGGGGGUGGACAAGGGUCUUAGGUCGCGGGUGAUGGGAGAGGCAGGGAUUAGGGGCAGAGGGGGAGUGGGAGUGCGGGAGAGUGUGUGGGAAGAGGAACGCGUGCUUAAGGCUUGGAACAGCCAGUUGGCUGGUCCAUCUGAAGCUACUGCGCCCCAUGCUGCUUGGCUUGGUGCUGCCUCUCGCGCUGCUGCUCUUGCUCCUGCUGCUCCUGCUCCGGUUGCUGCUCCUGCUGCUGCUGCUGCUGCCGGUCCCACUGCUGGUACUAGAGGCCGUAUUGCGGGUGGCAGUGAAACAGGUGUGACUGCAGCAAACCGCCAGUGCGCAUCCCUGUACACACCACCACCUCCUCCUCCUUCUGACACCUUUCUACGCAAGGUAGCACCUGCAAGGCUGGUGCGUCCGCUUGGAGACAGUGGGCGAGGAAGGGGAACGGGAAGCUCCUGGGGUGGUGCGAUCACGGAUGUUGCUGUCAGCACUGCUGGCUUGACAUCUGCUGCUGCUUCUGUUCCCGCUGCUGCUGCUCCUUUUCGGUCAGUUUCAGGUGAUGCUCCUAUGGGAAGAAGUAGAGACCAGUACGCUGGUGCAGGUUUGGGAUGUCUGCAGCACCCAGGUGGGGGAAUGGCAACCACCAGUUUGCCACACGUGGCUGGUAUGCAAGAGCUCCUUUUUGGAAAUCGUGUGCAGGCCAUGCAGAAUACAGGCCAAGGCGGUCUUGGUGGGCACGAUGGCAAUAAGGGAGCUUAUUCUUGGGUGCUACGGAGGGGAGGGAUAGGGAGUGGUUGGGGUAGGGCAGAAGAGCAGGAUGCCUUGGAGAAUCAAAGAAGAGUGAAUAGCAAGGAGGAGAACGAGGAGAAUGACUUGCAGGAGGCAGUGAGAGUUGCAAGGGCGGCUGCUGGUGCAGUGGAUCUGACAUUGAAGCUUUGA